CGCGCGAGGCUCCUCUGCCGCCGCCAAGAUGCGCUACGUUGCCUCCUACCUGCUGGCCGCUCUUGGGGGCAAUACCUCCCCCAGCGCCAAGGACAUCCAGAAGAUCCUGGACAGCGUGCGUAUCGAGGCGGACGAUGACCGGCUCAACAAGGUCAUCAGUGAGCUGAACGGCAAGAACAUUGAGGACGUCAUUGCCCAGGGUAUCCACAAGCUGGUCAGCAUGCCCGCUGGCGGGGCUGUGGUCGUCUCUGCUGCCCCAGGAGCUGCAGCUCUUGCUGCGGGUUCUGCCCCAGCAGCAGCAGAGGAGGAGAAGAAGGAGGAAGGAGUCAGAUGA
Globicephala melas (long-finned pilot whale) is the source of this 334-nucleotide messenger RNA. The record is from RefSeq and is a predicted model, not a curated record. NCBI's taxonomy places the organism in Eukaryota, Metazoa, Chordata, Mammalia, Artiodactyla, Delphinidae.